Molecule: messenger RNA, 751 nt
Organism: Prorocentrum cordatum
Lineage: Eukaryota; Dinophyceae; Prorocentrales; Prorocentraceae
Source: the annotation of a GenBank genome assembly
CAUCAUCGGGCAUCGCCUGACGCGGCACCGCCUGCCACGCCGCGCGCGGCGGCGCCGCAAGCCACGCUGCGGGGGGCGGCCGGCGAGUUCUCCAGAGCGACCGAGGACCAGAGAGGAAAAGGACGUCUCGCUGGCUCCGAGAACGACCGAGGAGAUCGACCAGCUCCUCGACGCCGCCGACAUCGUCAUGGGGAGGCUCGAGCGCGACGUGGCGAGGAAGGUGAAGAUGCAGAAGCAUGAGGCGGACAUGCUGCGGUGCAUCGAGCUGCUGCGAGACUCCAUGAGCGGCACGAUGGUUGCUCGGACAUGGUGCUCCGAUGGCGACCUGCUGGUCCAGCUCUUCGGAGGGGACUGCAAGCGCAUCGCCAGGAUACGAGCCCUGCUGAAAAAGGUCAAGUUUUCCACGGAGUCCAACCGCGCGGACAAGCGGAUGCCCUCGUGCAAGAAGCAGUGCCGCAUCGUGGAGGGCGUGCUGCGGGACCUCGGCCACGCCGCGGCCCUCCGGGAGGCCCAGGAGGCCCUCGCGGAGCGCAUGCUCACGGAGAGGCAGGCGUCGGCCCAGGAGUCCACCCGCCUGGCGGCCGCCAGCCAGCCCGCCUCCGCCUGCCUCAGCCCGGUCUCGCCGCCCCUCGCGGCCGACCAGCAGCCGGCUUCCGACUGCCCGGCCCCGGAGCCACCGCCCGGGGCGGCCGCCGAGCGGCCGCCUGCUGCCGAGAGGCCGCGGGCCGCGGCGGCCGCCGCCGAGGAGCCG